UUAAAAUAAAAGUUGAGCACAUUAUUUCCCUCAUUCUCACUUUCACUUCACUUCGCCCUCACUCCCACCCGACGCCGCACCGUUCUUGCGCCGUCAGUCCGCCAUUCCGAGCCUCCAUCCUUUUUGCCAGGUGCUCUGAGCCUCUCUUAUUGUUGCUUCAAUUCUCUGCACUCACUUCAUAUUUCAAAGUAGCUAUAUGCUUUGGAAGAUCUAAACAGUGCCUUAUCAUCAUUCACACUCUAUUUUCUCACUCAGUUCAGAGACGACUCUUUUGUGCCAAUAGCUGAUGUCUUAUUCCCGUGGCCGCGAUUUCUUGUUCUGUAACUUGUGUGGGACAAUGCUUGCUGUCCCCUCUACUGAAUAUGCACAAUGCCCCUUGUGCAAAACCAAGCAAAACAUAAAGCAUAUUAAAGGAAAGGAAAUAAGUUACACUAUUUCUGCUGAGGAUAUUAGAAGAGAACUUGGAAUCGAUCUAAUCGAAGAACAGAAGGUUCAAUUGUCUAAGGUCAACAAGACAUGCGAAAAAUGUGGUCAUGGUGAAGCUACCUUUUAUACCAGACAGAUGAGAUCGGCAGAUGAAGGGCAAACUACUUUCUACACAUGCACCCGCUGUGGUCAUCAGUUUCAGGAGAACUAAGUUGGAACUGUGUAUGAACAUACGGUGUACGCUCUUUUCUUUCUUUUUUGUACCCUUGGGUGAAAUAUGCCCCCAUUAUUUACCAAACCUUAGUUUGGAGAGUGUUGACUGUGAGUGGAAGUUUGGAUCCUAUGUAGCUUGUACAAUGAAAGAUGUCCCGAAGAUUAUAAUUGACAUAGAAAAGUUAAUUUAUUUGGUGUUAAAUAUGAAGCACCUAUGGUGGCUCUUAGUUGCAUAAUGCACAGAAACCACAUUUUACUAUUUUACCCAUCAAAUUAUGAUUGAUUUUCCUGCAUUA
Cicer arietinum (chickpea) is the source of this 935-nucleotide messenger RNA. RefSeq lists its product as uncharacterized. Gene Ontology annotation, cellular component: RNA polymerase I complex. The record is from RefSeq and is a predicted model, not a curated record. Gene Ontology annotation, molecular function: nucleic acid binding; zinc ion binding. NCBI's taxonomy places the organism in Eukaryota, Viridiplantae, Streptophyta, Magnoliopsida, Fabales, Fabaceae. Gene Ontology annotation, biological process: DNA-templated transcription; termination of RNA polymerase I transcription.